UACCUUUACACUACACAGGCAGUACCAGAGUGAAGUGCAUAGUGAAAGUACCGUAGACGUAAAAAUAAAAAUCGCUAUAGCAAUGACAGUGUAAAUGAGAGAACAUCUUCGUUUUGCUGGACGCUCGUGUGAAAAUUACUACAAUUAAUACGACAGUACUUCGCAGGAAAGUCUGUUAAGUCGGUCUUCAGAAUUCGGUACUGCUGUGCUUCCUAUAAUAUGCAUCUUAGAAAAGAAAUUUCAAGUAAUGGGCAAUAUUGGCAGUCAAACGUCACAGAUCAGCGGUAACCGCUUAGAAGUGCUGCGACAGCAACCUCAACUUCUUAAGCCUUAUCCUAAGGUUGUACCUCCGGUUAAAGUACUCCCUGAUCCAGAAUCCAGGCAACGCCUCCGGCAAACAAAUAAUGGAGAUAUACUGCAGUCAGGGGGUACAUUAAGCGGUAGGCAUCAAGUGCCUUUGCGAAAUGGAACGUCUCGGCCUCACUCAGCGGCCCAGAGGUUCUCUCUGCAAAGAGAAGGCAACAAAACAACUGCCCAAAGCAAACACUAUGCAUCUAGUCAAAACCAGCUUAACUCCCAAGUUAAGUCAUACAAAUCAGAGCCAGAUUUGCGAAAUUCCUCCAACGUGAUCCAUGAAAUAAAGGAAUAUCGAGCCAAAAAGAAGUAUAAAGCCCCAGCUCCACCUAACCAGCGAAAAGAGGAGAAGUCAUCUAGCUGGGACGAUGACGAGAGUGGAGAAUUCACACCUCGUCGAGCUCGUCUGUUUAAAACCAGGGUAGAAACGAAAAAAGAAUCUAGUUACACAAAUACCGGCAUUCAAACAGCGGAAAAUAACUCUGACAUAAUAGAAGAAAAGAUACUAGCCAGUCACAUUCCAACCAACUAUGCCCGACCUAACAGAAUAUCAUUACCAGAGUUUGGUUUAAUGGAGUCGAGUGAAUUCAAGGAAGAACUAAAGCAAGUAACUAGUAAGCUAAAAGAGGCGACUUCAGUACACGAACCAAUCGACGGAUUUAAACUAUCAAACGAACAUUUUAAAUUGCAAUCAACCAUUGAACAAGAUGCUGAGGGCGAUAGAAGAUUAAUUCGGGGAGAACCAUCUGGGAAAGAAUCUUCCACACCUGAGCUAUCGCCGAACUUGCGAGCAAUGGAUAACCAAAAACCGAGGGAGUUCUACUUUGGGAUGGAAAGAGAGGAUUCUGACGUGUCCAGUAGUUACCAGGCUGAAGAGGAGGACGAUGAAUCCACAAUUGCUUUGCGCUUACGCCCAGUGUUACCUAGAAAACCUCCUCAAAUUCCGCAUUUUUCCCCAUCUGCGGCAUGGAGACUGCUGAAUGCUCGAACGCAGGAUUCAGGAAUAUCUCCUGAAGCUCGACCUCCAGUAUGUUCGUCUUGGACGCCUCAACAGGACUUAGAAGAUGAUUCUAGCUUGGAAGAGCUAAGGCGAGAACUUCCCAAGUCAGUCCAUAGGCACCGACCACAUAUCUUCAGCUUAUCCUUGCCAAGAGACCUACAGCCCGCUUCUUUCACCACGCUUGCUUCAAACAAACCUGGCGUCAGCAGCUUGAGAAAACUUAAGCGUUCUGUAUCGGGGGUAUUAAAUAAUUUGUCACCCAGGCGAGAGCCCGAGCAACGAACAUUUCCAAAGGAUCAAGAUGACGCUAACUGGUUCUUGAGCAGAUCGGCCCCAAAUUCCAUAAAUGAAAAUUCUCUGGAUAUUCCCGAAGUAUCAUUCUCCCACAUAUCAACCACCUCCAGAUUGAUGUAUUUGCCUGAAAACAUCGGCGACUCGCCACAAAAUGACUCAAACAAGUAUCAGUUAUCAGCAUUUUCAAAAUCAUGCGAGGAACUUAAAAUGCCAGAGUCGUUGAGGGAUUCCAAGUCAAUUUUGGAGCCCAUAUGGUCGAAAGACGCGCCAUUGAGGAAGCCGCGGAAGUUCACCUUUCAAAGCACUGUUCGGCAAAUUGAACGCAAAAAAAUGGCUGAACGAUUAUCGAAAGAAGCGGAGAAAAAGGAAAAUCAGAGACUUAGGGAAUUAGAAGCCAUGAGAAGGGUGGAAGAGGAAUUUCAAAAAAAGCGUGCCAAGGAGAAGGCUAAUAUUCGGCAUCAGUUAAGGCUGUAUGCGAUGGAUGAGACUCAGUGGACAAGCCUGCCAUUCGAAGUUAAUGAUGUUAAGCUUGAGGAGCGGCAAGAACCAGAAGGUGCCCUUUCUUCCUCUGCUUCGUCGCCAAUCUUGAACCCAAAACUCCAAGAUCCGGGCAAGCAAAGUAAUGCACUUGAAGCAAAAAAAAUUACUCAGGUUACCCAAGAACUGUCUGAGUAUAGACAAAUACAAAGGGAUUACAAGGAAUAUAGAGGCGUAACGAAGUUUAGUACCGACAAUCGAGGAUAUAGACAAACGACUGUGUAUCCAGAAAUUACAUGUAAUAUGCCAAGUGCAAAAGUUGCAGGUUCAAAUUUUCAACGUGGCAAUUACAGGAAAGACUUCGCCUUUGGAAUGAAAAGUUCAAAGUCAGUCGACAGUAACUACUCUGAAGACUCUCCUAAAUAUCGUAAUAAGUUUUCUCCAAUUACAAGGUUUUAACCCCAAACACCCAUAUACUAAAACUCCAUGUUAUAAAGGAUUAUCACUGGAUAAUAAAGUUACUAAAACUUA
This is a messenger RNA of Dendroctonus ponderosae (mountain pine beetle), 2656 nucleotides long. RefSeq lists its product as uncharacterized. Lineage: Eukaryota; Metazoa; Arthropoda; Insecta; Coleoptera; Curculionidae. The coding region runs from base 248 to 2584 and encodes 778 amino acids. The transcript has 7 exons. The record is from RefSeq and is a predicted model, not a curated record.